This is a messenger RNA of Acanthosepion pharaonis, 1140 nucleotides long. The record is from the annotation of a GenBank genome assembly. Lineage: Eukaryota; Metazoa; Mollusca; Cephalopoda; Sepiida; Sepiidae.
AUGACUCCUCUCAUUCAGUUAAUUCCCUCCCCUUCUCUUUUCAAUAAACUCUCCACCUCCUUCUUCCACUCCUCCUUCCUUUAUUUGAAGUCCAUCAGUUCUCUCUUCUUUUCCAUCCUCAAUUCUGUUUUCUUUUUCUUUCUUUUUCUCUUCUUCUUCUUCUUCUUCUUCUUUUUCUCUUUGAAUUCCUAUUUAUACUUUCUCUUUUUCUUCAGUAAUUUUACUGUCUUUUUCUCUUUCUUUGUUUCUCUCGUUUAUUUUUUUUGCUUAACACCUAUCGCUUCGCAACAAACGACUAUUUCACCUUUCAAACUCUCUUUCUUUCAAUAUUCUUUGUGUCACUCCUUUCAAAGAUGUCUCCCGCCUAAGUCACCAUCUUUGUUCUUUCUUUAUAUCUUUAGCCCGGCCUGUGCUGUGGUCUCCUUCCCUUUCUCAACCGGUCUGUGUCUGCUCCCUCCCUUCUCAACGGAGUCUCGCUCCACCCAAACCCCCCCAACCCCCCGCUUGGCCCGCCCCCGGUGUGUUUGUUCCGGUGUUAGCAGGCUUUACACGCCACUUCAUCUUAUUCAGACACCAGUCUCUGACAUCACUGUGCUAAACGCACUAAAUCUCACGCAAAGUGUAGCACGAUGCAAAUCUGACAUCAGUUUUUCAAGCCUCUUUUUCCUUUUCUUUCUUUCCCGACAAAUAAGUUUAAAACGCCUCUCUCUCUCUCUCUCUCUCUCUCUCUCUCUCUCUCUCUCUCUUUCGCUUCAAUUACAUCUACGGACGCCCAACAUCUGUUUACCAAUCUUGUCUCUCUCUAUCUCACUCUUUCUCUAUCUCUCUCUCUUUAUCUGUUUGUCUAUGAUUCACUCUCACUCUAUAUUUCUCUCUCUCUCUCUCUCUCUCUCUCUCUCUCUCUCUCUUUCUCUCUCUAUCUAUCUAUCUGUUUCUCCAGGACAAACCAGCCCUCUAUCCUUUAUCACGCUCUUCUCUCUCUCUCUCUCUCUCUCUCUCUCUCUAGGACUCAAUCCUUUUCUAUUUCUCUCUCUUUAUUUAUCAUUUUCUCUAAGACGCAUUCUCUCUAUUUCUCUCUUUAUCUGUUUUUCUAGGAUUCAGUCUAUAUUUCUCCCCCCUCUCUCCCCCCUCUCUCUUUAG